UGUUUUGUUGUUUACACUGAAUAAUUAAAUAAUUUCCGGUCCCUUCGCAGUGGGAGUAAAAGUCAGGGCAUCGAUUAUCAAUUAACCUUCAAGAUGGACCUGCCUAUUAAGACGCGUAGAAAGUGAUACCAAAAUUCAAGAAGCAGUUCUUUGCAAGACAUCAACGCAAACGGAAUAAGACAGCAGUGUGUUCGCUGGGCCGGAAUUGCAAAAAAAAACGCUCUUCGUCCACUAUGAGUCUCUUCUUCAACUCGGAAACGAUGCGCUUCGAGGGUACGAUGCACGAACCGAAACGAAAUCGUAACGUGUUUCUCGAUGUGAAACCAAUCCCGGACGACAACGGCACGAUCGUUAGCCCCGGUGGACAGAUCAGACGCAAUGCAACCGUGUUUAAUAAUCGGGUUGGGUUUCCACCGGUUACACCAAAGGAAGCGUUCGUGAAUACGACGGCCACUACCAGUCAAACGAAUAUGGUGUACGAGAGCUCGAAACCGAUCUACCUGGUGCUGCGUGCCAUCGGAGUGUUUCCUUACACGCGGCUUGCAUCGGGCGAGACCGCUUUCAUCCUGGCCUCACCCUCCAUGGUGUACUGUGUGAUGUUUUUCCUGCUGCUCACCGUGUACAUCGCCUUCAUUCUGCUGAAUCGCAUUGAAAUCGUGCGCACGCUUGAGGGACGCUUCGAGGAGUCCGUUAUUGCGUAUCUGUUCAUCGUGAACAUCCUACCGAUCCUGAUCAUACCGCUGAUGUGGUACGAAACGCGCAAGGUCGUUUCGGUGGUAAAAGGGUGGGUCGAUUUCGAAACCGUCUACCGAAAAACGUCCGGUCGUGCGUUGGAGCUGAAGCUUCGUACCAAGGCACAGGUGGUUGCCAUCUUGCUACCGAUCCUUUGCUCACUCUCGGUCGCCAUAACGCAUGCGACGAUGGUGGACUUUAAGUUGCUACAGGUCAUUCCGUACUGUGUGCUCGAUACGAUCACCUACAUGAUGGGAGGCUACUGGUAUUUGGCGUGCGAAACGCUUAGCAUUACGGCGAAGAUCCUGGCGGAAGAUUUUCAGCGCGCGCUUCGUCAUGUGGGACCGGCGGCUAAGGUGUCCGAGUAUCGAUCGCUCUGGUUGCGCCUCAGUAAGCUGGCCCGUGAUACCGGGUUCUCCACGUGUUACACCUUUACCUUCAUCUGUCUGUACUUGUUCUUCAUCAUAACGCUCUCGAUCUAUGGGCUGAUGUCGCAAAUCUCGGACGGAUUCGGGGUGAAGGAUAUUGGGCUCGCUGUGACCGCAUUCUGUAGCGUUGGGUUGCUGUUCUACAUCUGCGACGAGGCCCAUUAUGCAUCGUUCAACGUGCGUACCAACUUCCAGAAGAAGCUGCUAAUGGUGGAGCUGAGCUGGAUGAACACGGACGCACAGACCGAGAUCAACAUGUUUCUGCGUGCGACCGAGAUGAACCCGUCCAGCAUUAAUUUGGGUGGGUUCUUUGACGUUAACCGUACACUCUUCAAAUCGCUGCUUGCAACGAUGGUUACGUACUUGGUGGUGUUGCUUCAGUUCCAAAUCAGCAUUCCGGAUGAACCGAGUGCAAUGCUGAUGCAUAGUAACUCGUCACACUCUUAGGAUGGUAACGGUGGUUUCUUAGGGGAAAUGUCCCUUUUCGAAUAAAGGGCGGGUUGGCGGUAACAUUUUUUUUGGCAGGACGAAUUAACCUAACGCUGAAUAAAAUUAUGCUCUUAACGUUGAUUGUAGUUAGAACGCAUGAAAAGAUUUGAUCUUGUGUCGAUCACUGGCUUACGCAUCAAUGGACGAGUAUACGUCCAUUACGCAUGCAAUGCAUCUGAUUUACAAUACUCUCACCCUUCCCUAUAUCGGCCACUGUCCCCCAUUAUUGCAACUCGCAUAAGAUACCAUCCAUAAUACUUCUGGUACCGUCUGACCGCGUCACUACAUGCUUAGCAAUUGUCGCGUUUGCGAACGCGAACUUU
Molecule: messenger RNA, 1972 nt
Organism: Anopheles funestus (African malaria mosquito)
Lineage: Eukaryota; Metazoa; Arthropoda; Insecta; Diptera; Culicidae
Gene: Gr63a
Product: gustatory and odorant receptor 24
Exons: 3
Coding region: 234-1607 (457 amino acids)
Biological process (GO): sensory perception of taste
Cellular component (GO): axon; dendrite; neuronal cell body
Molecular function (GO): sweet taste receptor activity
Source: RefSeq, a predicted model, not a curated record